AUGUCUUCGCAAUCCCGCCCACCGAAUCCAGGGCAGCUUGCCACAAGCCUUCCAGGACUGACAGCACAUCUUGUGGGACACGAUAAGGAAGGCAAGGCAAUAGUGCAGGAAAGCCGACCGGCCAAAUGGUCGAUCUACGAUGGAGAUCAGAUGGCAUUCAAUGUUGUCUAUACAACCUCGGAAUUCCCAGCCAACCUCAAUGAGGACAAGGAUAUCCAGGCGCACGACAAUCUCAUGGCCUCGGGUAAAUUAGGCCUGGUCAACUCCAACGGCACAGUAUGCCGCGUGGUGGACUUUGCACCAGGAUAUGAGUGCAUGAUGCACCGGACCCAGAGCAUCGACUACGGGAUUGUGCUGGAAGGCAGUAUCGAGUUGGUCUUGGACAGUGGAGAGAAGAAGCUGAUGCAGCGGGGAGAUGUGGCGGUGCAAAGAGCCACGAUGCAUGCAUGGAACAAUCCCAGUCAGACCGAGUGGGCACGCAUGAUCUUUGUGCUUCAAGACUCGCAGAAGCUGGAGAUUGGUGGACAGGUCCUUAAGGAAGAUCUGGGCCGUGGCGUCGAUGGCUUGCCGUCAAGUGGAAACGAUGCUUAG
Molecule: messenger RNA, 591 nt
Organism: Exophiala aquamarina CBS 119918
Lineage: Eukaryota; Fungi; Ascomycota; Eurotiomycetes; Chaetothyriales; Herpotrichiellaceae
Exons: 1
Coding region: 1-591 (196 amino acids)
Source: RefSeq, a predicted model, not a curated record